Messenger RNA from Gossypium raimondii (Peruvian cotton), 1759 nucleotides. Its product is annotated as KRR1 small subunit processome component homolog. Gene Ontology annotation, molecular function: RNA binding. The record is from RefSeq and is a predicted model, not a curated record. Gene Ontology annotation, cellular component: small-subunit processome; nucleolus. The transcript has 12 exons. Bases 316 to 1470 code for a protein of 384 amino acids. Lineage: Eukaryota; Viridiplantae; Streptophyta; Magnoliopsida; Malvales; Malvaceae.
UAUUACACCCUAAUUUUUGUUCUUGAAAAAGUCCCUUCUUUUCCUUCCAUAAUCAUCUGCCUCCCACCGUCGUCCCUCUCUUCUCUCUCUCGUCUCUGCGAAUCGGUUUUCUUGUCUUUUUCUUCUCUUCUAUCUCAGUUCUCACCCACUGCCGUGUCCGCUGGUUUUUGCCGGAUCUGACCCGUAUCCAGUGUGUAUCGUGUUGAGACGGCUACUGCACCACAAGUUGCCGAGUCCGGAUAACGAAGGCUGCGACAAACAGAAGUAACUUUUUUUUCUUUAUUUAACGCAAUUACAGGGUUUUUGAAAAUUAAAAUGGAGGUAGAGAAUGCAGAAAAAGUAAAUCUGGAACAGAAAAAGAAGCAUAAAGGGAAACACGAUAAGCCAAAGCCAUGGGACGAAGACCCAAACAUAGACCGUUGGAAGAUUGAAAAGUUUGACCCUUCUUGGAACCCCGAUGGGUUACUGGAAGUCAGCUCUUUUUCCACUAUCUUCCCUCGUUACCGAGAAAAAUACUUGCAAGAAGCUUGGCCAAAGGUUAAAUCUGCUUUGAAAGAAUAUGGUAUUGCUGCUGAGCUCAACUUGGUUGAAGGGUCUAUGACAGUUUCAACAACAAGAAAAACUAGGGAUCCAUAUAUUAUCAUUAAGGCCAGGGAUCUCAUCAAGCUUCUAUCGAGAAGUGUUCCUGCCCCUCAGGCCAUCAAAAUACUUGAUGAUGAGAUGCAGUGUGACAUCAUAAAAAUUGGAAACUUGGUUCGCAAUAAGGAGCGAUUUGUUAAAAGAAGGCAGCGCCUUGUGGGGCCAAAUUCUUCGACUUUGAAGGCACUUGAAAUAUUGACAAGCUGCUACAUUCUUGUUCAGGGAAACACUGUUGCUGCUAUGGGUUCAUUUAAAGGUUUGAAACAAGUCAGGAGGAUUGUGGAGGACUGCGUAGAAAAUAAAAUGCAUCCAGUAUACCAUAUCAAGAUUCUCAUGAUGAAGAAAGAGCUUGAGAAGGAUCGAGCACUCAAAGAUGAAAACUGGGAUAGGUUUCUUCCAACAUUCAAGAAGAAAAAUGUUCAAACGAAGAAGGUUAAGAGUAAAGAGAAGAAACCAUAUACACCAUUCCCUCCUCCUCAGCAACCUAGUAAGAUUGAUCAAGAACUGGAAUCUGGAGAAUACUUCUUGAGUGAGAAAAAGAAAUUAGCGAAGAAGUGGGAAGAGAAGCAAGAGAAGCAGGCACAGAAAGCAGCUGAAAACAAAAGAAAAAGAGAAGAAGCAUUUGUUCCUCCCAAGGAACCCGUGAAGCAAGAUUCUAACAAGUCAGAGAACAAGGAGGAAGAUGUUGCUGCCCUUGCUAUGUCCUUGAAGCAAAAGGCCAAGGAAUUCGGAAAGCAAAAAUCUUUGCAAACUAUCAAUGCUGAAGAAUAUAUUUCAGCCCCUGCUGCCGAACAGCCUUCCAAAAAGAAAAAGAAAUCCAAGCAUACCUAGUAUAGGUAAACUAUAAAUUUUGUUGUAGACAAGUUCAUGGUAUGACAAAUUUUGCUAAAUAUGUGCUGGCUUUUGUCAAUCCGUGGUGCGGAUGUGCAAUUGUUGAGAAAAAAAGGCUGAUAUUUGGUAAAAAAACCUUGAUAUAUCAUGUUGAAGCUUAAAUAUAGUUGAUCACCCGACUAUGUUUUUGGGAUAAUUUAUCAUAUAACUUACAUGAUAUCAUAGUUUCAGAGUUUGAAUCAUGGAAACUGUUGUACAUUUGGAUUUUUAGUCAAUGUUUUGGUGCCCA